Molecule: messenger RNA, 696 nt
Organism: Mugil cephalus (flathead mullet)
Lineage: Eukaryota; Metazoa; Chordata; Actinopteri; Mugiliformes; Mugilidae
Product: homeobox protein MSX-2-like
Exons: 3
Coding region: 1-609 (202 amino acids)
Biological process (GO): regulation of transcription by RNA polymerase II; cell differentiation
Cellular component (GO): nucleus
Molecular function (GO): RNA polymerase II cis-regulatory region sequence-specific DNA binding; DNA-binding transcription factor activity, RNA polymerase II-specific
Source: RefSeq, a predicted model, not a curated record
AUGGCAAACUUCUCCAUCGAGUGGCUCUCCAAAAGUUAUUAUGAGGAGAUUACUCUACAGGAACGGGACGCAGCGCUUCAUUCAAAAGUCCACAGCGAAAUGGGAGAAUUUGCAAAGGAAUCAAGAAGCCAACACUCUCCGACCUCGCCAAACAACAGUUGCGGCUACACUUCGGGGUCUGAGAGCGAGGUGGGGGAUGACAGCGAGGGGGAGACCGCCCAGCAACGGAGGAUGAGGACCAAGUUUACAUCCGAGCAAAUCACCAAACUGGAAAGCACCUUCAACAAGCACAAAUACCUGGGCGCCACGCAGAGGAGGAAGAUUGCAGAGAAACUGAACCUGUCUGAGACUCAGGUGAAAACGUGGUUCCAGAACAGGAGGAUGAAGCUGAAACGGGAGGUGCAGGACAUGCGGCCCGAGUUCUUGGCAGUCCCGGCCGCUCUGCUGCCGCCGGUGCUGAUUCAGCACCCCUUCCUGAGCGGACAGCUCCCCGCAGGCGGCGGCUUCUACCCGCAGCUGCAACCGCUCCACAGGACGAUCCUCCCCGCCACUCCUCUGCACCAGCACCGCUCCCACCCAACCAUCCUGCCUCCUCCACGCUUCUACUAAACUUCACCCAGAAGUUUUAACACCAUAAUCACUGUCUAGAAUCUAGAUAUUCUCUAUUGCUCCCUUUAAAAGAGCAAGUUGUGAAUA